GCCACGAGAUUGCAAAGAAACUAGCCCUUGCCAAUAUUGUGCAAUGGCGUCUUAAUACACAUUGUGUGUGUGUGUGUGUGCGUGCAUAUUGUGUUUACACAAUAUGUUACCUGCAGAGCCCUCUCCCACAGCUUACACCAUUCCUUCUGGAGGGCAGCUCACCCGCCUCUACAAAGGAGAUGAUGCCCCCUGCCGCCCACCCACUCUCACACCCUCACACCACCCCCUGCCGCUCUCUCACACCCUCACACCACCCCUCCUGCCGCCCACCCACUCUCACACCCUCACACCACCCCCUGCCGCCCUCUCACACCCUCACACCACCCCUCCUGCUGCACCACCCCCUGCCGCCCACCCACUCUCACACCACCCCCUGCCGCCCUCUCACACCCUCACACCACCCCUCCUGCCGCACCACCCCCUGCCGCCCACCCACUCUCACACCAUGUACAUGUGUGGUUGUGCAAAACGUUGACCCAAUUUUGGCAAAAUACCACACGAGCCUUUUGUGAUGAAAAUGAGGAAUUUGGACAUGUUGCUAAGAGUGAUUCAGAGUUGAACAUGCCAUCUCUAGAUCUGUUAUUACUCACCAAACAUGAUGGUAACAAUACUACCCCCCACGUACCAAACGGUGACCCCCAAGCCUCUCCUCCAUGGCUUGUGUCAUUGUGAGGUAGCAACGGUCUGUCAGGGGGGUUUGGACAAGUUUGUCCUGUACCCCCAGAUACUCAAAGCCAUAAUUAAAUCGUGCGUUGGCCAUGUGAUGGAGAGUUUCUGCAAUGAAACAUUCGACUUUCAGGCCAUGGGUCGCAUUUUCGUGGGUCUAUGCCAAGUGAUAGUUAUAAUUAUUACACACGUUGGGGCGUGGGGUUGCUUCGAUGAGUUCAACAGGCUGGAGGAGAGGAUGCUGUCUGCUGUAUCUUAUCAGAUCCAGAUGAUACAAGAGGCUCUCAAAGAGCAUGGACAUCAGGCCCAAGAGACGCUUGGUUCGGGCAGCAAGCCAAUCAUUGUUGAGCUAGUUGGGAAGAGUGUCAAGAUCAACCAGGACAUGGCCAUCUUCAUCACGAUGAACCCUGGAUAUACUGGCCGCUCCAACCUGCCAGAUAAUCUCAAGCAGUUGUUUAGAAGUCUGGCUAUGACAAAGCCGUUGAUUGCUCGGGUGAUGCUCUACUCACAGGGCUUUAGGACUGCCGAGAUCCUGGCAUCAAAGAUAGUACCCUUCUUCAAGUUCGAGACUCGUGGCAAAACUAUGAGCUAGAACUCAUCAACUACCAGAACAAGUGCAAGAUCAUUCGAGGCUGGGACGACUUGUUCACCAAGGUCAAGGAAGCACUUUAAGGAAACUAUGCGGCCGCGUAAAGAAUGUUCUAUUUCGCCGGGGAUCAGGAAUUGUCUGAACUUUUAGAAAAUCCUCCACACCAGCAGGUGCCGAUGGCUCUAGUAUCUGUUGACACUUAUACAUUACCUCGAUCAUCCCUCUGAGGUCCUGCUGGCAACACCUCCAGCUCGGAUAAGAGGGGUGCCACAACCGGCUAGGCCUUCCUCUCACCCGGCACAGGAAUAUAGGGCCGCAGUCUACAAUAAUAUACUCCAGAACAAGAAUUAUGGCUUUGACUUAUAUUUUAUUCACUCACUUAUCUAGCUGUGCACGUACGUAGAAUAUACAUUAUUUUUUAACUAGUUUGUGUGGAUAUUAUUUUAGUGUUUCAUUAUUUUUUAGCAAUUAUUAUUAUUAUAGAUCUACGUAUUUAA
Molecule: messenger RNA, 1752 nt
Organism: Halichondria panicea
Lineage: Eukaryota; Metazoa; Porifera; Demospongiae; Suberitida; Halichondriidae
Product: cytoplasmic dynein 1 heavy chain 1-like
Exons: 9
Coding region: 596-1258 (220 amino acids)
Biological process (GO): microtubule-based movement
Cellular component (GO): axonemal dynein complex
Molecular function (GO): ATP binding; dynein light intermediate chain binding; dynein intermediate chain binding
Source: RefSeq, a predicted model, not a curated record